This is a messenger RNA of Penicillium salamii, 975 nucleotides long. Lineage: Eukaryota; Fungi; Ascomycota; Eurotiomycetes; Eurotiales; Aspergillaceae. The record is from the annotation of a GenBank genome assembly.
AUGGCUGGCUCUGACGACGAGCGACAUGAACGUCGUCGGCGCUCUGUGACUUCUCCCUCCGAUCACAACCGAGAACGUCGGCGACGAGAUGCUCCCUAUGACGACCACCACUCCAGCUCCAGGCGACGUGAUGACAGCCACCGGAGCUCUCGUCGAGUGAGUCCCAGGCGCAGAUCGUCGCGCAGUCCCCGUGAAAGAAGCGACCGCAGUGACCGCGAUCGGCCCAGACGGGAGCGCCGGGAUCGAUCCAAUUCAGCUGGAGACGACCACCGCCGACACAGACACCGCAGUCACCGACACCGUGAUACGCGAUACGAAGACGAAAGACGCUCAUCCAGAAGAGACCGCGAUGACCGACCCCGCUCCCGCUCCCCGCGAAAAUCGCGCAGCCCUCCUCCGCGCGCGUUAGAGCGAAGCGGUCCACUACCGUCCCAAUCCGAUGCCUUCACAGAUGUGGCUAAUCCAUCAGACGAGCCUGCGCCUGAAAAGCAAAAACCGAACUUCAAUGCUACGGGUAGACUCGCUGCUGAAAGUAAUACAGUCCAAGUGCAGGGUGCCCCGGGCGGAAUUGUCUUGAAAUACCACGAGCCCCCCGAGGCGCGCAAGCCGCCCUCCAAGGAAGCUUGGCGCAUGUACGUGUUCAAAGGAAAAGACUUGCUGGAGACAGUCGAGCUCGGAGGGCGGAGCUGCUGGCUGUUCGGUCGAGAGCAUAUGGUGGUGGAUUUCCCUAUCGAGCAUCCCAGCUGCUCAAAGCAACAUGCUGUGCUACAAUUCCGAUUUGUUGAGAAAAAGAAUGAAUUCGGUGAUCGCAUCGGCAAGGUGAAACCGUACCUCUUGGACAUUGAGAGUGCCAAUGGCUCCAGUGUCAAUGGGGAGGCCAUUCCCGCUGGUCGUUACGUUGAAGUCAUGGACAAGGACGUUAUUCGCUUUGGAUUGAGUUCGCGCGAGUAUGUUCUCAUGCUACCCCCAAGCUGA